Thunnus maccoyii (southern bluefin tuna) is the source of this 4291-nucleotide messenger RNA. It is a transcript of the gene foxo4, whose product is annotated as forkhead box O4. Gene Ontology annotation, cellular component: nucleus. Bases 455 to 2431 code for a protein of 658 amino acids. Gene Ontology annotation, biological process: regulation of transcription by RNA polymerase II. The record is from RefSeq and is a predicted model, not a curated record. The transcript is spliced from 3 exons. Gene Ontology annotation, molecular function: RNA polymerase II cis-regulatory region sequence-specific DNA binding; DNA-binding transcription factor activity, RNA polymerase II-specific. Lineage: Eukaryota; Metazoa; Chordata; Actinopteri; Scombriformes; Scombridae.
AACAGGAAUGGCAUUAUCUUAUAUCCAUAUACAUUUAGGAUUUUGUUAUUCAUUCUCAGUUGAGCCAAAACUUCUGUAGAUCCAGAUGUUUUGGUGCUCUUUGCCACUCUGCCACUUUUGUUUUUAUUUCAUUCAAACAAAGGGACUGUCAUCCCAGCCCUCCUUCAUGCUAUAUAAAUCGGAAGGUUUAUGAUAGUUACUAUUAAGGAGAUUAUUUGGGUUCCCUAAUCUCCAAUCUGAGGAUUAACCGAAGCUAUUGGUGUGUCCAGAUUAUUACGUCUCUUUUCUCGGCCCCACUGUUUACACCCCCGCAGUGGGUGAAGCAUAUUGUUUUUGUGUCAGGAGAGUCUUUGAACGCAUCACUCGCUCGAUAUUAAUUAACUGUUUUUUUUAAAGGUAAAUGUUUUAAGUGGUUCAGAUUUUUGCGGUUGAGUGGAAGUUCAAGAGGAUCGCCAUGGAGGAGUCCUCGGUGCCCCCAAUUGACCCAGAUUUCGAGCCGCAGAGCAGACCCCGGUCCUGCACGUGGCCGCUCCCUAGACCCGACAUCUCGGCUGUCAAACCGGAGGGGGCGGACGGCACCGAGUCCGCGGCCGGGACCCCGCCCGCCGACGAGGACAAGCCCGAGCCGCAGCAAAUCACGUCCGAGCCCGAGAAGGCGGCGGCGGCGGCCGAGGGCGGGGUCGUGGCCGGCGUGGGCGGAGCCGGAGCGACGCCCCGCAAGGGAUCAUCUCGACGCAACGCGUGGGGGAACCAGAGCUACGCGGAUCUGAUUAGCCAGGCCAUCGAGAACUCACCUGAGAAGAGGCUGACUCUGGCGCAGAUCUAUGAGUGGAUGGUGAAGACAGUGCCGUACUUCAGAGACAAAGGGGACAGCAACAGCUCAGCUGGUUGGAAGAAUUCAAUCCGCCACAACCUAUCACUCCACAACAAGUUCUUGAGGGUACACAAUGAAUCAACAGGCAAGAGCUCCUGGUGGAUGCUCAACCCAGAGGGAGGAAAAACCGGGAAAGCUCCUCGCCGCCGGGCCGCCUCCAUGGACAACAGCAGCAAGCUGCUGAAGAGCCGCAUGAGGGCCAAGCAGACCAAGAAGCAGGCGGGGGCAGCAGGCCUCGGGGGUGCCGGCGGGGCGCUGCAGGGUGACGGCAGCACAGGUUCAGCUGGUGCAGACAGCCCUAAUUCGUCUCAGCAGUUUCCCAAGUGGGGGGUCAACAGCAGCAGCCCCUCGUCCCGCGGCAGUCUGGACGACACCGACAUGUGGACUACCUUCCGCCCACGCACAAGCUCUAAUGCCAGCACCCUGAGCGGACGUCUGUCCCCCAUCGCUCCGGGUCAGGAGGACGACGACAACCUGCCUGAGGACGGGCUGCUGGGAAGAUACACUGCCAGCAGCUUAACCCCGACCCUCACCGAGACCCUCAUGGAGGAGCUGGAUCUGAUCGACGGCCUGACUCUGAUGACCGGGCAGCAGGGAGGGGCCAGUCCCAGCACAGCCCCGCCAGCACCUCCAACCCCACUGCCCUCCGCCUCCACCCUGCUGCCUCGUGGCUCCAGCUUCUCCUCCUUCCAUCAGCUGCAACCCUCCAGCCUCCCGCAGCCCCCCACUCACACCGGGACCCAGGCCUCUGUCUCGCAGUGCGGACCUAGCAGCAAAGAGCCGUCGACUUUCAGCAACUCCCUCUUCAACCCCAUGUCCAGCUCCGGCUCUCGUGGGAGCAGCCACUACAGCACCCACGUGCCUUCCAGCCUGGAGGCGCUGCUCACCUCCGACUCUCCUCCCCCGAGUGAUGUCAUGAUGACCCAGGUGGAUCCUCUCAUGCCCAGUCCCGGAGGGGUGGGCUUGAUGGGCCUGGGCUCAUCCGUGGUGGGCGUGAGGUCCAAACCUAAUCAGCUGCUGAUGGGUAAAGGCCUCGAGCCAAACGCGGUGGCACCGAUGGCGCUGCAGGCUCAGAUGCAGCCGCAGCAGCACCACCUUCACCACCAGCAGCACCAGCAGCCUCAGCAGCCGCAACAACAGCAACACCAGCAACACCAGCAACACCAGCAUCACUCUCAGAUGGGGUUGGGGAUGAUCCUCUCAGGUAUGUCUCAGGACCCGUCACAGCUCUCCGCUCUCAAAGCCCAGCAUGCCACAGUGCCGGCCGUGGGCCCCCACCACGGAGUCGCCUCCGCCAAUCCCGGCGCGAGCCUGCAGGGGAUGGCUCAGUUCGGCGCUCCAUCCUGUUUCCAGACCGGUCAGGACCGCCUGCCCACAGACUUGGACAUUGACAUGUUCACUGAAAACCUGGAUUGUGACGUGGACUACAUCAUCAACAGUGACCUCAUGGACGGAGAUGGCAUUGAUUUCAACUUUGACCCCAUACUGCCUGGAGGCCAAGGCUACGCCGGCCCGGCCACCACACAGGGCUCCGCUCACAACUGGGUGCCGAGCUAAUUUCUCAGCUGACCGCACAGAGUUAGCCAGGAACUGAUCUCCAAUCAAGAUAACCUCACAAAACCACAACAUGACCGGUGCAUUUCUCCUCCCUGCUGGCUGAAUGUACUAUUUUCAAAUCCAAUGUUUCUCUUGGAACUUUAAAGACAGAACCAGACCUCACUCAUGUCAUGUGCCAAGACAUGCAGAGGAGACAGGGAGGAGAUUCAGGCUACUAUGCACACAUUUUUCAUUUUCACACAUUUUGUUUUUUUUGUAACACUUGCAACAUUUUGGCUGCUAGCCUUUUUUUUUUUUUCUUUUAAUCCGAACUGAUGAUUUUUUUAAAGAUGUGUGACAUAAUGUUUUAGAGUGAAAAGACAAAUCAGCAACUCCCCUCCGCCGGGAGUUCACAUUGUAAUGAUGUUACACCAGAAUAGCUUUAUGGUGGAUACGGUACCCGUGAUCUCGAUGGCUUUGGGAUUGAAGACUCGAUGGAGAAAUGGCCAGUUUUUUCCAUCGUCGCUCGUCUCGCGUGAACUGCCGGACCAAAUGCUGUCGGAUCAUCAGGAUGAGGCGUAAAGAGAACAAGUUUGAGACUUGUGAACAGGUGGAAGGUAAAAGACUGGACGACUCGAGGUGUAAAACGUUUGAUUUCACAGCGAUGGCUACACAUCUUUGUGACUGCGAUCGAUCGAUCACAUGUACGAUUGAAUUUUUCUCUCUCACUCGAGAGAGAAGGUAAAAGAUAUAAGAUGCAUAUUUUUUCUCCAAUGAAAUUUGGUGAUUCGACAGGAAGUGGGUAUGUAUUUGCAGUUUGGCAUUUUUUUGACUUCAAUCCAGUGUGUUAAAGUGAUAGGUAGAUGUCAGUUAGAGGGUGUUUUUUUUUUCUUUUUUUUCUUUUUUUAAUCCCUGAUGUGCAGUUAAACUAACAAAAUGAAGAAAUGUGAUUUUUGAAUUCAUACACGGGGCAUUCAAGGGUAAAUUUAUUUGCCAACAAGUGAUUGGUUGGCCAAGUAUUAUUUUGUCUUAGACAGCAGUACACAUCCACUGUCGAAUGGUCUACCUGAUUUUUUUUUUUCUUCAUUGAACCUGUGCAUUUUCAAAGCACUUAGGUUUCCUGCUACACAGGGACCCCAAACUAGGAGAAUACAUCCACAUGAGGUUAUACCAUUUCAUUUAAAAGAGAGUUUAAGAUCCUGUUAACAUGUAAUGCACACGUUGCACAUGUAUGUAAACAACACGCUAUGCAGAAUUAUCAGGAGAACGAGAUGAAAUCUUGAAGGAAAUUUGAGAAUCACUUCUUGAAGGUUUUGCUAUUUAACAUUUUCCUGAUAUUUUGUCGGGGACGGGGUUGGUCGAGGGAUGUCAGAAUAUCCUCUCACACUUUAUAAUUAUUCAGUACUAACUUGAAAGAAAUUAAUUCACUGUGUGAGAAGUACAAAAAAAGAAUAUAUUUGAUCAUAGUUUUAAUAUACAAUUUAGAUGGAGGUAAUAAAUGAGAUAUUAAUACAUAUGGAUAUAUUACUAAUGACAAGUGAUUUUUUUUUACAUUGGAGGAAGCAUUUUCAGAUAAUUUUUAACGGUAAUUUUCUAUACGUUUAUUUUUGUAAAGGAUGAGAUGCAUGUAGAUUUUUUUACAUAACCAAAGGAACACUAAUAUUUGCAUUUGCAUGGCAUUUAGGGAGCGCUUGGGCCUGACACAGUAUCUCAGUGUACAUAAGCUUUGCAAAAGAUGCCUGUAACAUGAAAUCUGACUGUCAAAGACAAUUGAGGCAAAGUGCAUCAAUACUUGACCAUUGUAACUAAAAUUCCCAGUGAUCUGCCUCAUAAGGUUUUUAUUUUCUUUUGGCUUUUCUGCAUUAAAGGACCAGUAUGUAA